AUGGGUGUCAACGUCUUGGAUGAUUCUGAUGGGUGCAAUGAACAUUCAGCUCUUGCAACAGAAACCUCCACCCACUCAACUUCUAAUUCAGAACUUGAUUCUGACACAAAGAUUUUUGAAUUCUUGAUUAGUGAGGAUAAGGAGAUCAAUACUCUUAAGGAUGACCUGCAAAGGUUAUCUGGGAGUUCUGAAAAAAUCUCAGCAAUGUUAUUCGGUGGGUUGAUGGAUUCUUUUCCUAAAACCACCUUAUUUGAGGGUUUUAAAUCAGAUAUGCUAGGUUUUAAUAAAGAAAAAAAUUCUCAGGUAAUUCCUUCGAUUAAAUUACCUGAUGAUUUAUUUGAAGAAAGUAUAGAUCCUUGGAGGUUUUCGUUAAUUGGUAGAUUGAAUUUACAACAAGUUAAAUUUGUUGAUGCUGUUAUUCGUCUUCGUCGACAAUGGAAAUUAACAGGGGAUUGUAAGUUAAUACCAUUAGGAAGGGGAUUUUUUACAAUCAAGUUGGAUAAUGAAAUUGAUCGUCAAUACAUUAAGGAAGGGAAAUGGGAGGUACUGAAUCAUGUAUUACAGGUAAGAAAAUGGAUCUCUAAUUUCCGUCCUGAAAUUCAAAGAACUUCAAAAGCUAUGGUAUGGGUUAGAUUACCAGGUUUAGGACUUGAGUUUUGGAGUGAAAAGAUAUUGUUUAAGAUUUGCAAGGAAAUUGGUACACCAAUCAAAUUAGAUGAAGCUACUGCAAGAUGUGAGGUUGGGUAUUAUGCAAAUGUCUUGGUUGAAAUUUAUUUUGCAAAAUCUGUUCCUAACAAGGUUGUUAAAGCUCAUAUUCCAUUUGAUAAUGAUAGGUCUGAGGUUGAUAAGAGUAGUUCUAAUACAUCAAGGAGACAGAGUAACACAUCCAAUAAUGCUAAUACUCAGGUGCUUGAAGAAGAUGUCAUUAUUUCUAAUAUUGUUACACCUGUCAAUAAUGUUGGUAAUUCCAUACCAGCUAACAUUAGCAGUGGAAGGUUUAAUGUACUUAAUCAAGCUGCAUUUGAACAAGAAGAUGAUACAAGUGUUGAUGAGGAAAUCAUUGCAGAACGAGAGCCUAUAAAACAACUUUCAAAUACUGAAAAUCCUGAAGUGGAGAGUGUGGUUAAAUUUGUUGAUGUUGUUUCAGGAAGAGUUUCUCAAGUUGAUAAGAGUCAAAAUCACAAUAUGGGGGAUAAUAUAGAAGACCAAUCAGGUAUCCUUGAAGUUCCUAAAUUAAUCAAGUUAGCUGAGGAAAAUAGGUUGCAAAAUAGUACUGUUACAUUUGUUAAUGGUUCUAAUGGAAAUGUAACAAAUGAAGUUGUUCAAGUUACAUCUUGGGCAAAGUUGGUUGAAAAAGAAAUGGUGACAGGAAGUUCUUCUUCAUCUCCAAGUAAAACUAAGGUGAGUAAACCAGUUCCAGUAAAUAACAAAUACAAUUUCAGGAAAAAUCAGAAUAAAGGGGGAAUGAAGAAAAUGGUUAUUCACAAUUCUACUUCAGAUAAUAAAGGCAACAUAUGGCUCUUUUGGAAUGCAAGCAUAACUCAGCCAACUGUUAUUUCAAUGUCAAGUCAGAUGGUCACUGUCAGUGUAGGUGAUGUGCUGGUUUCCGGUGUGCAUGCCCAUGUGAAGUUAGUUCAAAGAAGAUUUUUGUGGUCAGAGAUGGAAAUGAUAAGUGAAAUGAAUAAGCCUUAG
Papaver somniferum (opium poppy) is the source of this 1692-nucleotide messenger RNA. RefSeq lists its product as uncharacterized. The record is from RefSeq and is a predicted model, not a curated record. The coding region runs from base 1 to 1692 and encodes 563 amino acids. Lineage: Eukaryota; Viridiplantae; Streptophyta; Magnoliopsida; Ranunculales; Papaveraceae. The transcript has 5 exons.